Molecule: messenger RNA, 1430 nt
Organism: Formica exsecta
Lineage: Eukaryota; Metazoa; Arthropoda; Insecta; Hymenoptera; Formicidae
Product: MFS-type transporter SLC18B1-like
Exons: 6
Coding region: 374-1393 (339 amino acids)
Biological process (GO): transmembrane transport
Molecular function (GO): transmembrane transporter activity
Source: RefSeq, a predicted model, not a curated record
GUAAACUCUCACUCUGUGACACGCGCAAGACAUGGCAGCGCGUUGGCUGAUAAUGAAUUAGAAUCGUGGUAGGACCGUAUCACAUUCGACCUCCGACCCUCUCUUCUCGAUUCUUUCAAAGUCCUUAAAAGUGCGGCAACGACGCUCGGCCACGCACGCGCGCACGUCAUGAACGAGACAAAACGGGACAUAUUGUGUGUAUACUCGAAGUAAAUGUGUAUUAUUCACCGUGAGUAUCAAGUCAGUCGAUUCGUGAUCGUUCCCGAUGUCGUAAAUACGCGAUUCCCCGUUGCUUUUGACUUUCUUCGCUGAGGAUUCGACUGAGUGAUACAUCUGUGAAGAUCUAAGGGUGUGCGCAACGCGAAUCAAUAGAAUGGCCCAGUUCACCAAGAGGCAAUGGCUCACCCUAAUUGUCAUCAGCAUUGCUGAUUUUGCAAAUGCCAUCUGCGUUUCACUACAAGCGCCGUUCUACCCUCAAGAGGCUGAAAAGAAAGGCGCUUCACCUUCGGAAUAUGGCUUGGUCUUCGGGAUUUUCGAACUGGUGGUCUUUGUUAUUAGCCCGUUUUACGGACAACACCUUAAUCGAAUCGGGCCGAAGUUUUUGUUCAAUGGUGGUAUCUUGACUACAGGAACCUGUGCCAUAUUCUUCGGUUUAUUAGACAAAGUCAACGGUCAUUAUCCUUUCAUAAUACUAUCUUUUGUAAUCAGAAUUGUGGAGGCACUGGGAAAUGCUGCAUUCUUGACAGCUAGCUUCGCUAUUAUUGCCAAAGAAUUUCCCGACAAUGUCGCCACGACAUUCGCCAGCUUAGAAACUUUUUUCGGCUUAGGUCUUAUCGUUGGUCCCACCGUGGGAGGUGCACUUUACCAGGUUGGUGGAUACACUACUCCAUUCGUAGUCCUUGGCUCAGCGUUAUUCUUGGCAGCUGUCAGCACUGCAUUCAUCUUACCUAUGCACAACGAUAGUGACCGAGAUGAGAGCAAUACUGGAGGAAUAACAAAAGUCCUGAAAAUUCCCAGCGUGAUGAUUGCCUCUAUGUCAAUAAUCGUGACAAGCAUGAGUAUCGGAUUUUUGCAAGCAACUUUGGAACCGCAUCUGAGGCAAUUUAAUUUGAGUCCGGUUGUGUUAGGAUUAAUGUUUGUCAUUAAUGGCGGCACAUACGCAAUAACUGCGCCAGUGUGGGGUUGGCUUUGCGAUAAAUAUUGGCAUCCAAAGGUGGCAACUAUUGCCGGUUGCGUUCUCGUAAUGAUAGGUUUCUCUUUGGUUGGUCCGGCACCGUUCAUUCCAUUGCCUACCUUAAUCUGGAUGCCCAUCAGCGGCCUCAUGAUUCACGGCUUAGGCAUGGCUGCUCAACUGGUUGCAAGCUUCACGGAUGCCUUGCGGUCAUGUAUGUAAGUCAUCGCAUAGCUCUAGAUAUUCGAUUAUUUCAAUU